ACGGGAGCAGGAGCCGGGAGACUAUUUUUUUGCCACUUGCCGGGGCUCGAUCGCGUUUUUUUUUUUGUUGUUGUUCUUGCAAAACGCCUCUCCCUCCCUCCCUUCUUUCCUUCCUUCCUUCCUUUCUCUCUCUCUCUCGUGGAAGCCGGCCCGGCUCUCCCUCUUAAUCUUGGGGAGGCGGAAAAGAAAUUCAGAUUCCCAUCGGAUAUAUAUAUAUACAAGUUUGAUCGCUUCCAGUUCUCUUUCCCCCCCCACUUUUUUGUUUGCUUGUUCGUUCUUGCGGGGGGAAAGGUCGAAACAAAACCGAGGUUACCAAAAUGCCAGCCGAUACGAUGGAAAAACCCACCGCCUCGCCGAUUGCCGGAGCCCCGGCCAGCUCCAGCCAAACCCCAGAUAAACCCAAGAGCGCCAGCGAACACAGAAAGUCGUCAAAACCCAUCAUGGAGAAGCGAAGGCGGGCGCGGAUUAAUGAAAGCCUGGGCCAGCUCAAAACUCUCAUCUUGGAUGCCCUGAAGAAAGAUAGCUCCAGGCACUCAAAGUUAGAGAAAGCAGAUAUCUUGGAAAUGACUGUAAAACACCUGAGAAAUCUCCAAAGAGUCCAGAUGACAGCUGCUCUGAGUGCGGAUCCUACCGUCUUGGGCAAAUACCGAGCUGGAUUUAAUGAGUGUAUGAACGAAGUCACUCGUUUUCUCUCCACCUGCGAAGGGGUGAACACGGAAGUCCGUAGCCGGCUCUUGGGGCACCUUUCCACUUGCCUGGGUCAGAUCGUGGCCAUGAAUUACCCGCCCCCGCCGCCCCCUCCCCCUCAGGCCACCAGCGGACAGCCUGCGCAUUUGGCACAACCUUUGCAUAUCCAGUUGCCAGGACCAACAGCUGCACCUGGAGUCAUGCCCGGGCCGUGUAAACUCAACCCCAGUGAAAAUUUGUCCCCCAAAGUCUACGGGGGCUUCCAGCUGGUACCGGCGACCGACGGCCAAUUCGCUUUCCUCAUCCCUAGCCCAUCCUUCCCACCUAACGCCGGACCUGUGGUUCCACUCUACGCCAACACGAACAUGCCUGUUUCCAGUUCAACGGCGACUCCUUCGGUAUCACCGGUGCAAGGGCUCACAUCUUUUGGGGGCAGCUUAGCCCCCGUUUCUCAAGCCGGAGGAGAACGUCAUGAGAUGGUCUGGAGACCUUGGUGACUUCCCUCAUCCCUUUUCUCUCCCCAGAGGAAAAAAAAAACAUCCUGACUAUUUUCAACAUUGGUUCCGUUCUAUGGAAUCUGGACUUCUAUACAGAAUCCUCCCCCAACACACAAAAACUCAUAUUUAUUCAUGUCCAAAGGUUGGGAUGCCAAUUUGUAUUUUUCAUCUUUUUUUUUUUUAAAAAAAAACCACGUCCUGUGAAAAUAUUUCUUUUUUAAAAAAAGAAAAAAAAAAGUUAGUUUUGUAUCAAAUAUUUGCCAUGUACUAUGCCAAAGCUUGUUUAUGUCUGUCUUGGGACUUUUGUUUUUAAAAGAAUGCUGGAAGAUGUUUGUACAAAUAAAACUUUUCUUGAAUUAAA
Molecule: messenger RNA, 1545 nt
Organism: Pantherophis guttatus
Lineage: Eukaryota; Metazoa; Chordata; Lepidosauria; Squamata; Colubridae
Gene: HES4
Product: hes family bHLH transcription factor 4
Biological process (GO): regulation of DNA-templated transcription
Molecular function (GO): DNA binding; protein dimerization activity
Source: RefSeq, a predicted model, not a curated record